UGCUGUUUCCUGGAGCUGCAGUCCGGGGAGCGCGGCUGCCAUGGUACAUUGUAGUGGCGUGUUUUUCAGAAAGUAUGGAAAUUUCAUCGAUAACUUAAGACUCUUCACCAAGGGAGGAACUGGCGGAAUGGGUUAUCCUCGUUUUGGUGGAGAAGGUGGAAAAGGUGGUGAUGUCUGGGUUGUUGCCCAUGACAGAAUGACUUUAAAACAACUUAGGAGCAAAUACCCUAAGAAACGAUUUGUUGCUGGUGAAGGAGCAAACAGUCGAGUUAAUGCACUCAAAGGCUCUAAAGGAAAAGACUGUGAAAUUCCUGUGCCAGUGGGUAUUACAGUGACUGAUGAAAAUGGUAAAAUUAUAGGAGAACUCAAUAAAGAGAAAGACAGAAUUUUGGUAGCUGAAGGAGGGCUUGGUGGUAAACUGCUUACAAAUUUUUUACCAUUAAAAGGCCAGAAACGAGUAAUUCGCCUGGAUCUAAAACUUGUUGCUGAUAUAGGUCUUGUGGGAUUCCCAAAUGCUGGAAAAUCUUCUUUGUUAAGUCAGAUUUCUCAUGCAAAACCUGAAAUUGCAGAUUAUGCAUUUACAACAUUGAAACCUGAACUUGGAAAGAUUAUGUAUAAUGAUUUCAAACAGAUAUCAGUAGCUGAUCUACCUGGAUUAAUAGAAGGAGCACAUAUGAACAAAGGAAUGGGCCAUAAAUUCCUCAAGCAUAUAGAAAGAACUAAACAAUUACUUUUUGUUGUUGAUAUUUCUGGUUUUCAGCUUUCUUCUUACACUAAGUACAGAACUGCAUUUGAAACGAUAAUACUCCUUACAAAGGAGUUAGAGUUGUACAAAGAGGAACUUCAAACCAAACCUGCACUACUGGCAAUUAAUAAAAUGGACUUGCCAAAUGCUCAAGAUAAAUUUCAUGUACUGAUGAAACAACUCCAGAAUCCUAAAGAUUUUCUGCAUUUAUUUGAAGAAAAUAUGAUUCCUGAAAGGAUUCUGGAAUUCCAACAUAUUCUCCCAAUCUCUGCAUAUACAGGACAAGGAAUUUAUGAACUAAAGGACUGUAUAAGAAAAUCCUUAGAUGAACAAGCUGACCAGGAAAAUGAUCCAUAUUAUAAGAAACAGUUGCUCACUUUACAGAGUUCCAAUGUAACAUGAACUGCCAUCAAAGAAUGCUGUUAUUCUUCCCCAAAUAUAAAUUAAAGCUUUUAAAUAAAAGCAGAAA
Suncus etruscus (white-toothed pygmy shrew) is the source of this 1214-nucleotide messenger RNA. RefSeq names its product GTP binding protein 10 (gene GTPBP10). Bases 41 to 1147 code for a protein of 368 amino acids. The transcript has 10 exons. NCBI's taxonomy places the organism in Eukaryota, Metazoa, Chordata, Mammalia, Eulipotyphla, Soricidae. Gene Ontology annotation, molecular function: magnesium ion binding; GTPase activity; GTP binding. Gene Ontology annotation, cellular component: mitochondrion. The record is from RefSeq and is a predicted model, not a curated record.